UAACGAUGGCUCGAUUCCACGAGCACUUGCGCUGUCAACACAGCUAACGAAAGGAGGACCGACCGAGAGUGCGCCCCCUCCGCCUGCCGGUGGUGCUCCUGGUUUGACAAGCUUGCCCGUUCAUGCGUAGCAGCGUCGUCGCACCUCAACUGUGGAAACAUGGGCUGAUAGUCGGCUUACUCCACGCCACUGGGGCGUCCGCUAUUACGACGUCGGUGACCAUCACGAGGCUAAACCUCCAGGAAUUCAUGGCAUGGAUCAUGCCUGUGGCGAAGUACGUCCAGCCCACGACUACUCCAGUCCCAACCACCACGCGUGCCCCCGUCAUUCCAUUCCUUCCUCGUACAACUCGUCUGCCUGUGGCAUUCAACGACGAAUCGGCCUUUACAACCUCCGUCAUCAUCGGGGUCUCAUCUUGCAUGUUCGCCGUGCUGUUGGUAUGCUUGGCUGUCUUGUACCGAAGCCGCCGCCGUCAGCGAUUGAAGGAUUCAAUUCCGCCAACAGGACGAUUCACCCCAUCACUGAACCGACGCCAUGACCAGCGCUUCCUCACUCCUGCGGCCAACAUAGUUGACACUUUCAACCGAGAGUCGCAUCUGUUGCGAAUCUACCCGUCUACUGGAUCGACGUCGCGUGUAAACAUGUCGACUCUCGCGUCGAGCUUCGUCUCGCCUGAUAUAGAUGCCAAUGACGGGUACACAACGAAUCCAUCGUGGUCUAGCCAGGAGCAUGCACCAGCUCUACCCGUCCGGACGAUUCCCUCGGCAUCUGUCAAGCCCCUGCGUGAAAGUUCCGAGGACUUGCUGCGCCAGCAUGCUUUGUCGUCUUCGUCGUCGUCAACCAUCACAUCGUGGCAUCCAAGUCGAACAACGUUCGCAGAACACUCGACUGUCCGUGAUUCCGCCGAGGUAUGGUCGCGAAGUCCAUGGAACAGUGACACUUAUGUCCAGCGCCACCCUGCCGCAAGUUAAAACUUGUUAAUGUGAAUGUCGUCAUGAAGUUC
Messenger RNA from Aphanomyces invadans, 1003 nucleotides. RefSeq lists its product as hypothetical. The record is from RefSeq and is a predicted model, not a curated record. Lineage: Eukaryota; Oomycota; Saprolegniomycetes; Saprolegniales; Verrucalvaceae. Bases 123 to 971 code for a protein of 282 amino acids. The transcript has a single exon.